AUGGGAGUGCUUCAAAAUCUCUCGAGUGCUCCAGGCACGCUGGACCUCGCCCUUGACACCUACACUCUGAUUGGGGCCAUUCUCAUUGGAGUACUUGCCGUACCCGUGCUGCUCGUCCUCGUCGACUAUGUACGAGUACUGCGGAUCCGCCAGAGGCUGCCUCCGGGUCCUUUCCCGUUCCCGCUCGUUGGGAACUUCUUCCAGAUUCCGAAGCACAAGCCAUGGAUCGAGUUCGAGCAGUGGUCAAAACACUACAACAACCCGAUGUUCACCAUAUGGCAGGGCCACAGACCGACCAUCAUGUGCAACGAUAUCUGGACCAUCUCGGACUUGCUUGACAAGAGGGCGAACAUCUACUCUUCCCGACCGCAGAUGAUUGCAAUGGGUGACAUGAUCAAUGCAACGGAAAGCAAUCAAGUGUGUCUGGUCUACGGGGACAAGUGGCGCCAUCAUCGCCGUCUCAUGCACACAGCGACGGGGUCUCAGGCCAUAAGACCAUGGCGCGAGAUUCAGGCUAACGAGUCAAAGAUCCUCAUCCGCGACUUGAUGGACAGACCGGAUGACUUCGUCAUGUCCAUCGAGAGAUACUCGUGCUCGAUCGUAUCCAUAAUCGGCUGGGGUCGACGAAUCGACAAAAUCAACGACUACGUUGCGCAGAUGGCCCUCAAAGCCAUGGAAGGUGUUGACUUGAUCAUCCCGGGUCUGUUCCUUGUCGAGUCCAUCCCAAUCUUGAACCGACUCCCAGCGUGGCUGAGCUGGAUCUAUCCCAUGCCGAGGCAGGCAUUCAAAUUCGCACAACAUUUGCAACGCUAUUUUGUUGCGCUAUCCAAGGAAGGCGCUCAGAUGCCAGAAGAUAACUUUGCCAAACGCCUUUUCCAGGAGCAGGAGAAGAACAACAUCACCGACGAAGAGAUCUCCACUCUCACGUCUAAUCUGAUUGGCGGUGGUGUCGAUACCACUAGCGGCACCAUCAUCUCGUUCAUCUUGGCCAUGUGCGUCUUUCCAGACAGGAUGAAGAAAGCCCAGGAGGAGCUGGACCGAGUGGUUGGCCAGGACAGAGUCCCCGAUUGGAGUGACGAGCCUAAUCUACCAUAUGUUAAAGCCGUGGUUAACGAGACCCUGAGAUGGCGGACAGUCACCAUCCUGGGGGGCAUUCCACAUGCACCGACCCAAGACGACGAGUACAAUGGGUAUUUGAUCCCCAAGGGAACCCCCAUAACCGGCAAUGUCUGGGCCAUUCAUAGACACCCCAGGGAGUUCCCUGAACCCGACAACUUCCGACCAGAGCGAUUUCUGAACGGGCUAGAACGACCCUAUCCCAACAAGCAAGGCCACAAUGCAUUCGGCUGGGGCCGGCGGGUGUGUAGCGGACAGCCGCUCGCUGAGCAGGGGCUCUACCUCACCAUUGCGACCUUGCUGUGGGCGUUCGAUUUCAAGCCUGGACUGGAUGAGAAUGGUAAGGAGGUGAAGCUCGACAUCUUCGCGUACACCAAGAGUGAGAACAUGCGACCUGAGCCAUUCAAGGCUCGCUUCAUUCCACGAACGAAAGGCAUUGAGCAGAUCCUGCGCCAGGAAGCCGCGAGGGCGAGGAAGGAGCUUUGUGCUUAUGACGGCGAGACCAGAUUGACGAUGGAGAAUGUUGCCUAG
Molecule: messenger RNA, 1647 nt
Organism: Cladophialophora yegresii CBS 114405
Lineage: Eukaryota; Fungi; Ascomycota; Eurotiomycetes; Chaetothyriales; Herpotrichiellaceae
Exons: 4
Coding region: 1-1647 (548 amino acids)
Molecular function (GO): iron ion binding; monooxygenase activity; oxidoreductase activity, acting on paired donors, with incorporation or reduction of molecular oxygen
Source: RefSeq, a predicted model, not a curated record